Physella acuta is the source of this 6327-nucleotide messenger RNA. Its product is annotated as host cell factor 2. Gene Ontology annotation, biological process: regulation of DNA-templated transcription; chromatin remodeling. NCBI's taxonomy places the organism in Eukaryota, Metazoa, Mollusca, Gastropoda, Physidae. Gene Ontology annotation, cellular component: histone methyltransferase complex. The record is from RefSeq and is a predicted model, not a curated record. Gene Ontology annotation, molecular function: transcription coactivator activity; protein binding.
CGUUUAGUAAAUUUGCAUCUGUGCUUUCAAUAUGGCGGCUCCCAUAUUGAAGUGGAAGCGGGUUACUAAUACUUCAGGACCGGCACCAAGACCUCGACAUGGACAUCGAGCAGUUGCAAUUAAAGACCUUAUGAUAGUCUUUGGAGGUGGUAAUGAAGGAAUAGUUGAUGAGCUGCAUGUAUAUAACACAUCCACCAACCAGUGGUUUGUUCCAGCUGUUAGAGGUGACAUUCCUCCUGGCUGUGCAGCUUAUGGCUUUAUAUGUGAUGGAACUCGUAUUCUUGUCUUCGGUGGAAUGGUGGAGUAUGGCAAAUAUUCAAAUGAGCUUUAUGAACUACAAGCAUCACGCUGGGAGUGGAAACGGCUGAAACCAAAGUCUCCCAAAUCUGGUCCUCCACCUUGUCCAAGACUUGGUCACAGCUUUACACUACUUGGGAAUAAAGGUUAUCUUUUUGGUGGCCUCGCAAAUGACAGUGAAGAUCCUAAAAACAACAUACCAAGGUAUCUUAAUGAUUUGUACACCUUGGAACUGCGUCCAUUGUCUAAUCAGUUAUCAUGGGACCUUCCUAAUAUUGUCGGUGCUCCUCCUCCUCCAAGAGAAUCGCACUCAGCAGCACCUUAUACUGACAAAGAAGGCAGAAAACCCCGUUUAUUUAUCUAUGGCGGUAUGAGUGGGUGUCGGCUUGGUGAUUUAUGGAUGCUAGACGUUGAUACAAUGGCUUGGAUUCAGCCUACAGUGGCCGGCAUGCCCCCACUCCCUAGAAGUCUUCACUCUGCCACUGUCAUCAAUUCACGAAUGUUUGUUUUUGGCGGUUGGGUCCCUCUCGUAAUGGAUGAUGUUAAGGUGGCAACACAUGAGAAAGAAUGGAAAUGUACAAACACUUUGGCUUCAUUAAAUUUAGAAACUAUGGCUUGGGAGCCUUUAGCAAUGGAGGUUUUUGAAGAUGCAUUGCCUAGAGCAAGAGCUGGUCAUUGUGCUGUUGCUAUCAACACAAGGUUGUAUAUUUGGAGUGGUCGUGAUGGUUACAGAAAGGCAUGGAAUAAUCAGGUCUGCUUCAAAGACUUAUGGUUCUUGGAGACUGAGAAGCCACCAGCUCCGUCUCGUGUCCAGCUGGUGAGGGCCAGCACAAACACUCUGGAGGUUUCUUGGGGAGCUGUCCCCACAGCUGAUGCUUACUUGCUGCAGCUGCAGAAGUAUGACCUCCCACCAUCCACUACAACAGCCGCUGGCACCACUGUGGCUACACCUACGGCUGUUACUGCUGCCCCUGCCACCCCUACUCCUACAGUGGCAGCGCCAUCAACACCUGUUACUACCCCAGUUACACCCACAUCUGCUGUGACCCAGGCAAGACCCCAGUUCCAGUUCACCGGACAGCCUGGUGGAAUCAUCAGGACACCAACAACAGGAUUACCUAUCCGCACAGUUACUAGUGUGGUGUCACCUUUGACCCCUGGUCAUACAACACAAACCAUCAGAGUAACUGCUGCACCUCGUAUAAGAGCCCCUAUGACUAUCACGCCAGUGGCCAACACAAUUCGUGUUGCUACACCCCAGAUAGCCAAUGUCAAUCAAACAUUGCGGGUCACCAAUGUCACAACAACUACAUCCGGCAACAUGUCUGGCAUUGCGGCUCUAGCUGCAGCUGCUGCUGCCACUCAAAAGAUUCCUGGCACAAUGGCCAGUGCCACAACUACACCAGCAUCUGGAAUUAAGGUUGUCACUCCCACUAUUGUUACACCAGGUGGAGUCAAGGUUACUCCAGUCACAACCAAAUUGCCCACCAGCACAGUUGCUCCUGGUACUCAGACUGUGAGAGUUGCUCCCACUGGUGCAACCAUUCUGAAAGCUUCUGGUUCUGGCACUAAUCUGACAGGUAAACAAAUCAUUACAGUGCACAAAGCAGGAACUACUGGAUCAAGUCAGUCUCAGAUUGUCACUCUAGUGAAGACAACACAAGGCAUGGCAAUGGCCAGUCCUAAGAACCCAUUACCUCAAGGUGCAACGAUAGUAAAGUUGGUGACCACUCAAGCUGGUGGCAUUAGCAAGCCUGCCACUGUGCUCUCUACUCAGUCAAGUGCUGGACAAACUCCCACCAUCCUGGGCAUCAGCAGCGUGCAACCAAGUCAACAAGCUACACCUGGACAAAAGACAUUAACAACCAUGAUUAGAACAAUUCCCACAUCAAUGCUCUCCAUGGCUAAAUCUGGGCAGACUGUCACUCAGGUUAGCACCACACCUGUUGGCACCAAGACCAUCGUCAUUGCUGCACCUAAAGGCAGCGCUGGCAACCUGAGUCAGCCUACCAAGAUCAUCACUAGUGUCCCUAAACUAGCCGGCCAGUCUGGAAAUACUCAGUUCAUUGUUGUUAGCCCGCAGAGUGUGGCAGGGGCUGUUGCUGCUGGUAACAAACCAGCAUCUGGGAUAACAUCUUUCAGCUCAGCAGGAAAUCUCAUCUCACAAGCUGGUAAACCAGUCAUCACUGUACUUUCUGGUGGUAAGAAGUCGUUCCGCACUAUUUUAUCCACAGGAUCAACAGCCGGGACCCACUCAGUGACUCCAGCUGGUGGCCACACUGUUGUAACAUCCCCCACCAUGCGUGUCGUUAGCAGCAAUGCUUCAACCAUCUCCCUGAUUACACAAGCAGCAAGUGAGGCCUCGGGUGGGAGACAGAUCGUGACAGUACCUGCGGGGCACGCCGGUCUCUCUGGAGCAAAGGGGCCAGUGCAGAUAACAAUCACCCCUGCCAACAGAGGAGGAAUCAACACAAUAACCUUGCCCUCUAACCUGCGGCAGAUAGCCAAACCAGUUGUUGUCAACACUGCUGCAGCUAAUGGAUCACAAGUUGUCAGUCUUGGUGGCUCCACCAACGCGCAGGUGGUGACUGUCACUCAGCCCAUGACAGGCUCUGGAGAUCAGACCAAUUCUGCCAUCAGCAGUGAGGCAGAGUCAGCUGGAGAUGGCACAACACAGGCUGGUGAUGGAGAUGGGGGUAUUCAGCAGUUUGAUGGGCCAUCAGAUGAUCUCACUCAAGAUGAAGAGGAAGAGAGUUGCCAGACAUCAUUUAUGCUCGCUGUGUCUGAGGUGAAUUGUCUUGAGACAAGUGUACAUUGUGAGGAUCACCUGUAUGCUGUGUCAGAUGUGUCGGAUAGCUUUGUUCUUCCCCAAUUUGAUGGAACCGAUGAUGGUGGUGUGGAUGAAGAGAGAGACAACCAGGACCCUGCAGCUGAACAAGAUGCUGCUACUGAACAAGCUGGUGAAGGACAGCCGGAACAAGAUUCAGCAGAGAAUGAAGCAGUUUCUGAAGGAGCUGGUAUGGAAGAAAGUUUACAUGCUGAUGUGGGACACCUAGAACCUUCCCUGGAUGGUCAGGAGGAAGGACAUCAAAUGACAGAUGCUGAGCUUCAACAGCAAGCUGAGAGUGCACUAGAAGCAUUAGCUGAAGCAGGUGGCGUGUUAGCAGCACAGAGUAUGUUAGAGGACCAAGGAGUUCUGGAAGGUGUUAGUCUAGAAGGUGUUCUGGCCCAGCAGUCUGCAUUAGAUGCAGCUCAUCAGAUGGCUGAUGAAGGAACAGAACAGCCAGCAGAAGACAGUAAAGCUAGUGUAGAGCUACAUCCUACAGACAGAGCUCAAGCAGAGGAAGCCAUGGACACAUCAGAUGCCCAUCUGGAGCCAAAGGAAGAACCUUCUGAUGAGACCCUGGCGUCUUUGGCCCAGACUUUGGCCAAUGCUUCCAGUAAUGGUGGGGAUGCUGCAGACUGGAUGUUUGCCCUUACAGAUCCUCUUGCUACAUUAGCCUCAGCUGCCAUCUCCUCAGCCCCUGUUGCCACCCCUAAAACUUCUGAUGCCAGUGUAGGCAGCAAUGAUGGCAAGAUUGAAGAUUUAAAAACUGAGAUGAAGCAAGAAAGAAUUUUGGUGAAGAGAGACCAACAGCAGUGGUUUGACGUUGGCUUCAUCAAGUCUACAUCCUGCACAGUCUCACAUUACCACUUGCCCUCUGAAAACAGUCAAGGAAAUGCUGAUGAUAUUGAUGUUGUCAAUGUGCCAGAUCAUAGUGCACUGAAGCGUCAAGAGCUUCAGCCUGGGACAGCUUACAAGUUUAGGGUGGCAGGCAUCAAUGCAUGUGGGCGUGGUCCUUUUAGUGAAGUCUCAGCAUUUAAAACUUGCCUUCCUGGCUUUCCCGGAGCACCUUCAGCAAUUAAAAUUAGCAAAAGUGGAGAUGGGGCACAUCUUUCCUGGGAACCACCCCAGAACACUGCAGGAAAAAUUAUUGAAUACUCAGUCUAUCUGGCUGUACGAAACCAGAGCCAAGAUACGAAGCCAGGGGCCCCAGCUCAGCUUGCCUUUGUACGUGUGUUCUGUGGGCCUUUGCCCUCGUGCGUGGUGACAAAUUCUUCUCUGACCUCUGCCCAUAUUGAUUAUACCACAAAGCCUGCUAUUAUCUUCAGAAUUGCAGCACGUAAUGAAAAAGGUUACGGCCCAGCAACUCAAGUUAGGUGGCUACAAGAUGCAUCGCAGAGUCCAGCAGCUGGUGCUAAAGGGGCCAAGAGACAGGGUGCAGAGAAUGUUAAACCUGGUACUGUGGUGAAAAAGUUGAAGGUGGAAGAUGCUGGUGAAGGCUAACGUGCCCCUGUGUACGGUGCUGAAAUAGAAAUGUUACACCAAUUAAGGACCUGCGCAUUCAUAAGACAGCUGUGUAUGAUGUACUUCUUUCUGUGGUCUAUGAGCCAUUUUGUUAACUUCCUUCAUUACCUGGCCAUAGGCCUAGCCACAUCAAGUGACCUUCAUGACUUCACUCACUGUGUAUGAUACACAUGGAUGUCUCCUCCAUACUUUCAUUAGUUUUGUCCUACAUUAAUACUUAAUUGAUAUUUUUAUUCUUAUUUUGUGGAACUUGGUAAAAGUCAAGAUCAUUGAAUUACUCGUACAAGUUUAUUAUAUAUUUCUUUUACAGUUUAUUUUUAAAUUGCUGUUUGUGUUUUUUUUAAUUGGCUUUAUGAUUAAAAUAUCACUCUAAAAUUGAGAUACACUUCCUUAGCUUGUGGAAAAAUAGUGCUAUUUUUACUAGGCUUUUUAUGGGCCUACAGAGAGGUAACUUUAUUCCAACACUUAUUUUUGUAUCAUUCAAAGAAUUCUAGAGUUCUAUGCAGUAACAUAACGUAAUUGCAAUCUCUUGUCAUCAAUUUCAUAUAUUCUUAUGAUUAGUAGUCAUACUUUAUGUAUGAAUUUAUGUUGUGAUCCUAUGCCAUAUGAAUGGAGUGGUUUGUUAACCAGCAUUUGUAUAUUUAUCAUUCUAGUUGUGUACAUUUUAACUGUUUUUAUUCUUAUGGAAAGCAUUUUUAUUGAUGAAAAGGAAGAAUGGAGAGACUCAUGAGCCCCAAGCUUGUAAGUGUAGCUAGUCAACUAAAGUGUUUGUUGUUUGUCUUUUUUAGUAUGUCAUAUUUUUACAGAUCUCCUCAAGGAAAUGUAGAUAGUUGCGUGACUUAAACUGCUGUAGCUAGGUCAAUUUUUACUUCAUUUUUAAUCUUCAUUCCGGUGAAUUUUAUUCUAGAUUAUUUUUUCAAUCCAUAUUUUUUUAAUUUCAUUAAAGAAUGACAACUGAUUCCAAAUUUUUAGGAAGUUUUAGUAAAAUGAUAAAAUAUAAUUUAUUAACCUCAUUUAUAGAAGAAUGCUGAAGUUUUUUCAUAAAGUGAUUAUGGUCAACCAUACAUUGAGAAUGCUGAUGACUAGCUAUAAAUAUUUGUUGUGAAAAUGUGUAAAUAUUGUACAAACAAUCUAGUUUUCCAUGUUUGUAAUUUAGCAUGUGUCACUGUGAAAUAUUUGACUAGUUGAAAUUGUUUUAACAUGUAAUCUAAGUUGUUUGCCCAAGGACAUAUCUUAUUAUUGUUCUGUUAGUAUCUCAAGGACAAUUGUUUUCUUUGAAGUUUUCUUUCAGUAUUGUGUGAAUAUUUUCAGCUGUUUUGUUUAGUAUCUGAUAACAUUGUGGGGCCAGCCGAGUUGAGGUAUCAUGAUGGUUCAUGUAUGUAUUAUACUUGGGUAUUUUCCUAGUUAUAAUUUGAAGCAAUAUUUUCUUGAUGUAUCUCUCUGAAUUUGUUACUGGUAUUACUGUUGGACUGCUGCUUCCAGUAGCUCACAGCUAGUAUUUUGACAAGAGAAAACAUCAUUUUUUUAAACUCCAUAUUUUGAGUGUCAAAAUUGGUUCUUGUAAAAAUGUUUCAAGAAUGUAUGAAAAUAUAGUGUAUUAUAUAUUGUUUGUACAUAGUUCAUCCACUUCACUGUUUCAAUACCAUUUAUGACAAUUAUUCAAUAAAAUCUAAUUUUAACUG